AUGAAUCUCAACCUCUCUGGCACGGUGAACGUAUUCAAGCUUCUGUUCAAGCCCACGCUGUGUCUGCCGCAGCAUACGGUCGCGACGUUCAACGACCUCCCCAUCCCGUUCGAAAAAGCCUUUGAGGGCCAGAAUCGGAAAUGCGACAUCAGGGCCGUGGUGCUCGACAAGGACGACUGCUUCGCGGUUCCCCACACAAAUGAGGUCCACAAGCCUUACAAGGAGCGCUUCGAGCAGCUCAAGGCCGCGUAUCCCGGCCGCCGGCUGGUUAUCGUCUCCAAUACGGCCGGAGCGACGUCCUAUGACAGCUCGCUCAAGCUGGCCAGGGAGCUCGAAGAGGCCACCGGCAUUACCGUCUUGCCUCACAAGACGAAGAAGCCCGGCUGUGGCUCCGAGAUCAUGGAGUACUUCCGCAAGCACCCCGAAACGGGCGUCUCCCAUCCGUCGCAGGUUGCCGUCGUCGGCGAUCGCUUGACCACGGACAUGAUGCUGGCCAACAUGAUGGGCGGCUGGGGAUUCUGGAUCAGAGAGGGUGUUGUUGCUCCCGAGAAGAAGAGCAUUGUUGGUAUUCGCCCCCUUUUAGUCAGGCAAUGGGUUUCUAACUUGGUGACAGCUCUCGAGACUUGA
Molecule: messenger RNA, 627 nt
Organism: Colletotrichum fioriniae
Lineage: Eukaryota; Fungi; Ascomycota; Sordariomycetes; Glomerellales; Glomerellaceae
Source: RefSeq, a predicted model, not a curated record